Molecule: messenger RNA, 2489 nt
Organism: Dioscorea cayenensis subsp. rotundata (Guinea yam)
Lineage: Eukaryota; Viridiplantae; Streptophyta; Magnoliopsida; Dioscoreales; Dioscoreaceae
Product: dnaJ protein ERDJ2
Exons: 11
Coding region: 143-2227 (694 amino acids)
Biological process (GO): SRP-dependent cotranslational protein targeting to membrane; post-translational protein targeting to endoplasmic reticulum membrane
Cellular component (GO): Sec62/Sec63 complex
Molecular function (GO): RNA binding; transmembrane protein transporter activity
Source: RefSeq, a predicted model, not a curated record
AAAAAAACCAGGUCGGGUUUCGGGUUUGGUUUUCUAAUCUCUCUCUCUCUCUCUCUCUUCUUCCUCCUCGGCAGGCAAACCGUUGUUUUGAUCUCGCGGCCAUUUUGUGGGGAUUUUGUUUCGUUCUUAGACAAAGGCUGCUAUGGCUGCAUCAGAGGAGAACAGCGCUCUCUUUCCCAUCUUCAUCUUAACUGUAAUGGCACUUCCUUUAGUGCCUUAUACAAUCGUGAAGUUAUGCCGUGCGGCUUCAAGAAAAGCAAAGAUCAUUCAUUGUCAGUGUUCUGAAUGUUCACGUUCAGGAAAAUACCGCAAAUCCAUAUUUAAAAGGAUCUCGAACUUCUUGACAUGUAGCAAUAUGACACUUUUGUUACUUUGGGUUAUCAUGGGGAUUUUGGUUUAUUACAUCAAACAUAUAAACCGUGAGAUACAACCAUUUGAGCCAUUUAACAUUCUUGGAUUGGAGUCUGGAGCUUCAGAUUCGGAAAUAAAGAAGGCAUAUAGGAAACUUUCCAUCCUUUACCAUCCUGAUAAAAAUCCUGAUCCAGAGGCCCACAAAUAUUUUGUUGAGUUCAUAUCCAAAGCAUAUCAGGCUCUGACAGAUCCUGUAUCUCGGGAAAAUUAUGAAAAGUAUGGCCAUCCAGACGGACGCCAGGGACUUCAAAUGGGAAUCGCUUUACCUCAGUUUUUACUGAAUAUUGAUGGAGCAUCUGGUGGGGUGCUUCUGCUCGGGAUAGUUGGAGUUUGCAUUCUAUUGCCAUUGAUGAUUGCUGUUAUAUAUCUCUCAAGGUCAUCAAAGUAUACCGGGAAUUAUGUCAUGCAUCAAACUUUAUCCACCUACUAUUAUUUUAUGAAACCUUCAUUAGCUCCAAGCAAGGUUAUGGACGUCUUCAUUAAGGCUGCGGAAUACAUGGAAAUGCCAGUUCGUAGAAGCGACGAUGAACCCCUUCAGAAGCUGUUUUUUGCUGUCCGAAGCGAGUUGAAUCUGGACCUUAAAAAUAUUAAGACAGAACAAGCAAAGUUUUGGAAGCAACAUCCAUCUUUGGUUAAGAUGGAAUUAUUGAUUCAGGCCCAUUUAACUCGUGAAUCAGCUGCCCUUUCUCCUGCUCUAAUGAGUGAUUUCAGGCGUAUGCUAGAACUUGCACCCCGCCUUCUUGAAGAGCUGUUGAAGAUAGCUGUAUUACCACGUAAUCCUCAUGGGUAUGGAUGGCUAAGGCCUGCAAUUGGGGUGGUUGAGCUCUCUCAGUGUAUUAUCCAGGCAGUCCCUCUAAGCGCGAGAAAAGCAACUGGAGGAAAUCCAGAAGGCAUUGCUCCGUUUCUGCAACUUCCCCAUUUCAGUGAGACUAUUCUCAAAAAGAUUGCUCGCAAGAAAGUUCGCUCAUUUCAAGAGCUGCGAGACAUGAGCCCUGAGGAUCGGGCUGAGCUUCUGACCCAGACUGCUGGUCUUUCGGCUGCUGAAGCACAUGAUGUGGAGCUCGUGCUUGCCAUGAUCCCGUCCAUCACGGUAGACAUCACGUGUGAAACCGAAGGGGAAGAAGGCAUCCAAGAGGGUGACAUAGUGACAAUGUAUGCCUGGGUUACCCUCAAGCGUGGCAAUGGUCUUGUGGGCGCCCUUCCCCACACCCCCUACUAUCCCUUCCCCAAGGAAGAGAACCUGUGGUUGUUCCUUGCCGACCCUGCCUCUAAUGAUGUGUGGCUGUCACAGAAGGUGAGCUUCAUGGAUGAACCAGCAGCAAUCACAGCAGCGUCGAAAGCAAUCCAGGAGACAAAAGAAGGUCUGGGGGCGAGCUUGAAAGAGAUAGGGAAUGCUGUGAGAGAAGCAGUGGAGAAGGUGAAAGCUGGUUCUCGGUUGGUGAUGGGCAAGUUUCAGGCCCCUGCCGAGGGGAGUUACAACCUCUGCUCCUACUGCUUGUGUGACGCGUGGAUAGGGUGUGACAAGAAGACCAACUUGAAACUGAAGGUGUUGAAAAGGAGCAGGGCCGGGACCAGAGGAGCCCAUGCAGCCGAAGAAGGGCCUGUUACAGAGGAGCGUGUGGAGGAAGAGGAUGAAGAGGAAGAAGAGGAUUAUGAUGAAGACUAUGAGAGUGAAUACAGUGAGGAUGAAGAGGAUGACAAGAAUAAGAAGAACAAUAACAAGGGCAAGGUGGUGGUGGUUAAUGGUAAGGCCAAGGGGAGAGAUGGUUCAGCCACUGCUAGUGAGGAUGAUGGUUCUGAAUCUGAUGAGGAAUAGAGUUUUAUCUAUUUGAUUUGAAAACUUUUUGCUAUUGCUCUGUUGUUUGUUCCAUCAUGAUAAUUUUUUUUUCCUUUGUUCUAUUUCCAGCACCAAUCAUUUUAAUAUAAGCGUAGUCAGACAAAAGCAUCAUAACAAUGAAAAUUGCUCACUGAAUAAUGACUUUGUUGCCGAUGACCAAAUGGUCUAUAUUUGGUCUAUUGGUAUACGGGUCACCGAUAGAAUUUUUUACCAAAUGGUGAGAGUUUGAUUUUCGAUUAAA